CGCCGGAAGUCAGGAUUAACAGUUUCCGGGAGGCCUGCCUGACCGCAGCUGGCUGUGCGCUGAGAGAUCCGGGCCGCCAUGGUCUCAGACGAAGAUGAACUGAAUCUUCUGGUUAUCAUAGUUGAUACCAACCCAAUCUGGUGGGGAAAGCAAGCGUUAAAGGAAUCUCAGUUUACUUUAUCAAAAUGCAUAGAUGCGGUGAUGGUGCUAGGAAAUUCUCAUUUAUUCAUGAAUCGUUCCAACAAACUUGCUGUGAUAGCGAGUCACAUUCAAGAAAGUCGAUUCUUAUAUCCUGGAAAGAAUGGCAGACUUGGAGACUUCUUUGGAGACCCUGGCAACCCUUCUUCCGAAUUUAAUCCCUCAGGAAGUAAAGAUGGAAAAUAUGAGUUGCUAACAGCAGCAAAUGAAGUUAUUGUUGAAGAGAUCAAAGAUCUAAUGACCAAGAGUGACAUAAAGGGUCAACAUACAGAAACUCUGUUGGCAGGAUCCCUCGCCAAAGCUCUUUGCUACAUUCAUAGAAUGAACAAGGAGGUUAAAGAUAAUCAGGAAAUGAAAUCAAGAAUAUUGGUGAUUAAGGCUGCGGAAGACAGUGCAUUGCAAUAUAUGAACUUCAUGAAUGUCAUCUUCGCAGCACAGAAGCAGAAUAUUUUGAUUGAUGCCUGCGUCUUAGACUCUGAUUCAGGACUCCUCCAACAGGCUUGUGACAUCACGGGGGGACUGUACUUGAAGGUGCCUCAGAUGCCCUCCCUCCUGCAGUAUUUACUGUGGGUUUUUCUUCCUGAUCAAGAUCAGCGAUCUCAGUUAAUCCUCCCACCCCCAGUUCACGUUGACUACCGGGCUGCUUGCUUCUGUCACCGAAAUCUCAUUGAAAUUGGCUACGUCUGUUCUGUGUGCUUGUCAAUAUUCUGCAAUUUCAGUCCUAUCUGCACUACCUGCGAGACAGCCUUUAAGAUUUCGCUACCUCCUGUACUGAAGGCCAAGAAAAAGAAACUGAAAAUGUCUGCAUGAUAGUAAAAUUUUUUUCCCCAUCAUUUAGAGCUGUUAACAGAAAUUGCAUGGCAGAAUCUUUGUUAGGAAGGCUCUGAAGAAAAUAGAGAUACGUGGAAGAUAAUUUUUAAUGAACUUCCUUACAGGAAAUAUUUGUCAAGCGUCACCCUCAUCCUGUGCUUCUGGGGGGCCGAUUUACUGCAGGGAGUCAUUCCGUGCAGUAUACCCUAAAAUCUUUUCUGAUGGGUUUUUGUCCAGAGAGGAGGAAGAAAGCACAAAUUUGCGACUAUUUUUUUUUUCAAAUGAGAUGAUCAUUUGUCAAAGUCAGUCUGCCCUGACUGAUUAUGGGCGUCAGAACCUGUCACCCAAGUCUAGGUUCUCUGUGAAAUGUACAACGUGAAAUCUGAGCACAGUUUUGGAAAAAGUGACUA
Vicugna pacos (alpaca) is the source of this 1418-nucleotide messenger RNA. It is a transcript of the gene GTF2H3, whose product is annotated as general transcription factor IIH subunit 3. Gene Ontology annotation, cellular component: transcription factor TFIIH core complex; transcription factor TFIIH holo complex. The record is from RefSeq and is a predicted model, not a curated record. Gene Ontology annotation, biological process: nucleotide-excision repair; regulation of DNA-templated transcription. Lineage: Eukaryota; Metazoa; Chordata; Mammalia; Artiodactyla; Camelidae.